CUGAGGAUCCGGCUGAUGCCCGAGAGGAAAGCGGCAUUCAUGGGCAGGGAGAGCAGCUUAUCCGCGGCGAUCAGAGCCUCCCAGCCCCGCCUGCUCUUUCAGAUCUCCAGGAGAGGUAUGAGCACGUUGGAAUCUCCCACAAAUAUUCCUUCUCUCCCCCUUGAUUUCUCUGCCUGGAAUUUAACUUGGGUCAUGAAAGACUCUUCCCCGUUCUUCCCUCACAGCGGACAACAUGUGUUUGACUGCAAUUUUGAAUUGCCUUGUGAGCUGGAAUAUUCUCCCCCCCUGAAGGACAAAGAAAACCACAACAGGACCUGGCACAGAGUGAGUGCAGAGGAGCUAAACUUUUUGGAUGGACCAAAGAGAGAUCACUCUGAGGAUUCACCAAGAGGUUCAUUCCUGUUCCUCAAUACGUCAGAAAGCAUGAGCCCCAUCAUCUUGAGCCCCUGGCUGAGGAGCAGUAGUGAGCAAUGCACUAUGCAGGUGUCUGUGUACAGGCAUCUCCAACAAAGCGGGGACUAUAUUGCUCGGCUUCUCCCUGCUGACGAAAGUAGCAGUGAAAUCCUGUUGGCCCCAAGUCAAGAGAAACAUGGAUGGGUGCUUCUGCAGAAGAGAGUUGGACACCUUAAGAAACCUUUUCGGAUCUCACUGGAAUAUGUUGCUAGUGGGAACAGGAGUGUAGCUGCCAUGGACUCCUUUGCAAUGAAGAACUGCAGUUCAGGAUCUUCUUCUGGCUCCAAAAUGACCCUACAGGGUUCCUUCAACUGUUGGAAUGGAACAGUAAUCAAACUGGGGCAGGCAUGUGAUUUCAUCAGGGACUGCGCAGAGGGAGAGGACGAGGGAGAUAUGUGCAAAAAGCUCCCCCCUGGCUUUUACUGUUCGUUUGAAGAAGAGGACUGCGGCUGGACCCAGGGCUCUCCCGCCUCUCUCACUUCUCCAUGGCAGAUCGGAAACCUGGAAUACAGCCACUUCCCUUCACUGGAAGGCUCUGCACUCUUGCUGAACACCAGUAAGGUCCCAGUGGCAGAAACAACCAUCGUGACCAGCACUGUGUUUCCAGCUCCAAUUAGGAAUUCUCCCUGUGAGCUCCGAAUGUCAUGGCUCAUCCACGGCUUCUUGUUUGGAAAUAUUUCCCUGGUCCUUGUCGAGAACAAAACGGGGAAGGAACAGAGCAGGACGUUCUGGCACUUCACUAACAGUGAAGGUUUGGGAGUCUGGCAGUGGAUGGUUUUAUCUCUUCCUGACGUGUCAGACAGGUUUUGGCUUCAGAUCAUCACUUCAUGGGAAGAAGAAUCCGAUGCCAUUAUUGCUUUUGACAAUGUGUCUCUUAGCCUGGACUGUUAUCUAACAAUCAAUGGAGAGAAGACAUCUCGAGAUGCAGCUCCGGAUUCGAGCAAUCUGUUCAUCAAAGGAGACAGCCAGAAAAGGACCAGAUUGGAACAAAAGAUUCUGGAGAGCCUCCAACUCAGCACUGUUCCCAUCUCUGGUCCUGCAGAUCAGUGGUUGUUCACCACAUGUGGUGCCAGUGGACCGCAGGGACCCACUCAGACCCAGUGCAACGACGCCUAUAGGAACUCCAAUCUCAGUGUUAUAGUGGGGGCUGAAGGAAUUCUUCAAGGUGUGCAGAUCUGGAGAGUGCCAGCAACCAAUACUUACAGCAUCUCAGGCUAUGGAGCAGCUGGUGGGAAAGGAGGGAAGAAUACUAUGGUGAGGUCCCAUGGUGUGUCCAUAUUGGGGAUUUUUGACCUCCAAAAGGAUGAUGCCUUAUACAUCUUGGUGGGCCAGCAAGGAGAAGAUGCCUGCCCUAGUACUAACCAUGUUAUACAGAAAGUAUGCAUUGGAGAGAAUAACGUGAUUGAAGAGGAGAUUCGAGUGAACAGGAGUGUCCAUGAAUGGGCAGGAGGAGGUGGUGGAGGGGGAGGAGCAACGUAUAUAUUUAAGAUGGAGAAUGGAGAACCAGUCCCCUUGAUAAUUGCAGCAGGAGGUGGUGGCAGGGCCUACAGGGCCAAAACAGAUACUUUUCAUCCAGAAAGGCUGGAGAAUGAUUCAUCUGUUCCAGGGCUGAAUGGAAAUUCAGGAGCUGCAGGUGGUGGAGGUGGCUGGAAUGAUAACACUUCCUUCCUGUGGUCAGGAAAGUCCUUGCUGGAAGGUGCUACUGGAGGAAAAUCCUGCCCCCAGGCCAUGAAGAAGUGGGGGUGGGAGACAAGAGGGGGUUUCGGAGGGGGUGGAGGGGGGUGCUCCUCAGGUGGAGGAGGCGGAGGAUAUAUAGGUGGCAAUGCUGCAGCGGACAAUGACCCAGAGAUGGAUGGGGAGGAUGGUGUGUCCUUUAUUAGUCCACUGGGUACUUUAUACACCCCCGCACUGAAAGUGACAGAGGGGCACGGAGAGGUGGCUAUUAAGCUGCACCUCAACUGCAGCCACUGUGAGCUUGAUGAGUGCCGUGUUGAUCUGGAGACUCAAAAAGUCAUUUGCUUCUGUGAGCCUGGGACAGACCUGGCUGAUGAUGGUGUCUCUUGUGUAGCUGAUCCCGUGGCUCAUCUCCCCCUCUCCUUGGUCUUGUCUGUAGUGACGUCAGCACUGGUGGCUGCUCUCAUUCUGGCUUUUUCCGGGAUCAUGAUAGUGUAUCGCCGGAAACACCAGGAGCUGCAAGCCAUGCAGUUGGAAUUACAGAGCCCCGAGUACAAACUGAGCAGACUGCGCACCUCCACUAUUAUGACGGACUACAAUCCCAACUACUGCUUUGCAGGAAAGACCACCUCCAUCAGUGAUCUCAAAGAGGUGCCUCGGAAAAACAUCUCCCUCAUAAGGGGUUUGGGCCAUGGAGCCUUUGGCGAAGUAUAUGAAGGUCAGGUGCUGGGGAUCCCCAGUGACCCCAGUCCCUUGCAGGUGGCUGUGAAGACAUUGCCAGAGAUGUGUUCAGAGCAAGAUGAGCUGGAUUUCCUCAUGGAAGCUCUUAUUAUCAGCAAGUUCAACCACCAGAACAUCGUGCGCUGUAUUGGGGUCAGCUUGCAGGCGCUGCCACGCUUCAUCCUGCUGGAGCUUAUGGCUGGAGGGGACCUGAAAUCCUUCCUGAGGGAGACACGGCCUCGACCGAGCCAGCCCUCUUCCCUUUGCAUGCUGGACUUGCUACAUGUGGCUCGCGACAUUGCAUGUGGCUGUCAGUAUUUGGAAGAAAACCACUUCAUUCACAGGGACAUUGCUGCCAGGAACUGUCUCCUUACUUGUCAAGGGCCUGGAAGAGUAGCUAAAAUUGGAGAUUUUGGAAUGGCCCGGGACAUAUACAGGGCCAGCUAUUAUCGAAAGGGCGGGUGUGCCAUGCUGCCAGUCAAAUGGAUGCCACCUGAGGCCUUUAUGGAAGGAAUAUUUACAUCAAAAACUGAUACAUGGUCCUUUGGUGUGUUGCUGUGGGAGAUAUUCUCUCUUGGAUAUAUGCCUUAUCCUAGCAAAAGUAACCAGGAGGUUCUGGAGUUCGUAACAAAUGGAGGAAGGAUGGAUCCACCCAAAAACUGCCCUGGCCCUGUGUAUCGUAUAAUGACCCAGUGCUGGCAGCACCAGCCUGAAGACAGGCCAAACUUUGCCAUAAUACUGGAGAGGAUUGAAUACUGCACCCAGGAUCCUGAUGUCAUCACCACCGCUUUACCUGUGGAAUAUGGCCCAUCCAUUGAGGAGGAGGAGAAGGUUCCAAUGCGCCCAGAAGACCCCAAAGCAAUCCCUCCUCUGGUGAUCUCCCCACACCAAAAGAGAGAGGGUGACAAGCAGGCCCUGCCUUCUCCACCCCCUCUGCCUUCAGCCGUCACAGCUGGAAAACCUUUGGCAAAAGUGGCAGCCCCCGAGCCUCUGGUCCCUGUUAAUGUGCGACCAGCCCUCGAAGCGGGACACAUCAACAUGGCCUAUGCGCAGUCCACCCCGGCUUCUGACCUUCAGAAAGGCAGGGGGUCCAGAAAUAAGCCCACCAAUCUCUGGAAUCCAACAUAUGGCUCCUGGUUUGCAGAGAAGCCUGUCAUCAAAAACAAUUCUCUGCUGGAGAAAGAGGUGUCCGAGAGGGAGAAUUUGGGGCACGAAGGAAACUGUACUGUGGGGCCUGGUGUCGUGACUAGCAGGCUGCCAGGCUCCUCUCUGCUCUUAGAACCGUCUUCACUAACAGCCAGUGUGAAAGAAGUGCCUCUCUUUAGGCUCCGCCACUUCCCCUGUGGGAACGUCAACUAUGGAUACCAACAGCAGGGCUUACCCCUGGAAACCUCUGCCCCACCUUGCGCUAGCAAUUAUGAGGACUCUGUCCUUAGAAACAAGAGCCACGUAGUCCAUCAGGGGCCUUGAGAGCCCUCUGCUCUCUUGACUCUCAUUCUGUGUGGCUCUUGAGCUUGGAGAGUAUUGUCCUUGUCAUCCAAGAGAGAGCAGACAACACUAACUUUCAUUAUGUGCCAACUAGCUCUGAAGUGCCACCCUUUGAAGCCGUGUUUUCAGAUAACUCAAGAAGCUUCAACUCAUUGGAGCCUCUGCUACUACUACUACGAGAAAGGGGGGAUAUUAACGUUAACUGCAAGGCCCAGCUUUCGGUUGCAUAAACGUAUAUGCAUGGUCAUUGUCGUGUCGUGCCCUUCCCUGUGCGCUUCUUCUCAAUUGUGUAUGCUCCGCUUAAAUGUAAGGUCAGGUUUCACUGCCUGAGUAUUUCAUGUUUGGGGUUUUCCUUGCCAAGCUGCUGGUUGCUGUGGAAUGGGACUCUUAAAAUCCCCUAUGGAUGGCAGAGGUUUGAGGUGGCUUGGGAAAGAACCAUUUAUUCAAAACAAAAAGGAUAAAACAUCUUUGAAUGAAGGCACCAGGGAACAUUCCCAAGUUGCAUUACUGCAGUAACAUAGUCUGCACCAGCCCUUGAAUAUGCAGUAAUUACGGUAUCAUUGGCAAGGCAAUGGAAAGAUGCCAGUCACACUGUCUGGUUUGUGAGUAAGAUGGGAAGUUAACUAACUGUAGAGGAAGAGAAUGAAGUGCAAAAGGAGGAGGAUUUAUAUUUUUUUCAGACCCAAAGCCAAGGACAGUACUGGCCCCUUAAAAUUCUUUCUAUGCUACAGAAAGGAAACACCGGGUUCUACAGGAACUUCUUGUUGUUCAGUGGAAUUCAGAUGGAAUUUUACAGGGCCAGUCUUGUGAGAGAGACGUUAAAAAGGCCGUUACAGUGAGAAGUCACCAGUAGAUAGAAAUACAAAGGUCUGAAAUGCCCUUCACUAACAACUCCAACCAGAAGGCUUGACUUUGUACCCUCAGCUGAUUCUAGGCAGUGUCUGCACUUCAAGGGUUCAUUACCCUCGUUCUUUUAACAGAAUUAUUGUAUGCUAGUCCAUUAAAAAACCAAAGCUGCACUGCUGCAUUCGGUACACCUUGUGCAUGAAACGUGUGUUGUUACAAUAUACACAUAAGAGUUGAAUUCAGAUGUACAUUAAUCAUUUACAAUAUACUCCGCUGGGGCUGCUGAAGCAGCAGUGCUGUCUAAAAUACACGGUGCCUAUUUCCAUAGAAAUAGGUCUAUCAGAGCAGCAGCAAAGGAAUAUAGAAGAGAUGGGCCUGGAUCCAAGACCUUUAACUUUGGGGGAGUGGUUCAGCAUCCAGUCCUGGAUCCAAACUUUGCAGUAAAAUCUCUAACAAAAGAAACCAGAGCCCCAGAUCAAAACACCCCAGGCUUUGGGGUACCGGAGAGAGCUCCAAAUCUGACGACUAUGACCUGAGCCCCCCAUCUUUAAAGUGAAGUUCUUGUCCCUGCUCUGCCUUCCCCCACCCGUCUGGUAAAUAAUGCUGACGUCUUAGUAGCGUAAUGUUGAAAUUGUGCAUCAAACUUUUUUUUUUUUUAAUGAGGCUUAUGUUAGCAGGUCUGAAUUGUGAACUGUAAUGAUUCUGUGGGUGCUUUGGACUUCACUCAUCUGCUACUGGUAUGUCGCAUGUCAUGGCUGCAUGGAUUUCAUGGCUGUAGUGGGGACCAGAACUCAGGACCGUCUGUGGCAAAUACAGAGGCCUCUUCCACUUGCGCUAAAAGGAUAUUGGGGUGUCUAAUCCUCUCGGUGGACCAGCCACUAGAGGAGUGACUUGCUUCCAGACAGUGGAACAGGGCUGCCAUUCCAUCUAGCUUAGCACUGUUGCAUUCACACUACUCUUGCUACUACAAGAAAUGAAGAACUCUUCUACGGUCUCUGGAAAGACAACGUGUUCCAUGGGAGAACAAUGACUGAGCUUCACUGUGUACCAUCAAGGCUGUUUGCACUGCAUUAUUAUCCAUGUGGAACUGAAAUUUUCUUUAGACAUUUCAGCUUUCUUUUCCUUUUUCAAAAAGGGUCCAAAUGAAUUUUUUUCAAGCAGACCCUAAGGGAAAGCUUUUUGCUGUCUCUCACUCCUUUCAAGGCAAGAAACCGCUCUGAGUUUUUACUGCUCUACCAGCACGUAUAGCUGAGGGCAGAACCUAGUCAUAUGGUCUUAAAGGAGCAUAGCUGAAAUCUUAAUAAACUGUGACCGUCAGUUUCAAGCAUAUUGAGCUACAGACCUGUGAUUGCCUAACCCUGCAACUCCACAGUUAUUGUUAGUUUUCCAAUUGCUUCUGUUAAAAGUAGCAUUUAAAAAAAAAAAAGACCCCUUACAUCAUCAGCAAAGGAAGAUGAACAAAUGCCUGGAUAGCUUUUUUUCCUCCUCCCGAUUCACGGGGAGAGCAUGGAGCCAUACUGAUUGAUUGCUUUUCUGCCUCUGGCUUGUGGUGUUAUGGUGUGCAGCUAUAAUUUUAUUGGGGGGGGGGGUCACCUUACAUGUAUGAAGCUCACAAUGAGAGCUAAAACCAUUCCUACCAUUUACAGCUGGCCCACAUGAACAGCAUGUUUUGGUCAGUGGAAAAUGGGGAAUUGUCAUUCAGAUUUGCUGACAAUAUUUUCUUCUCCCAUACUUGGUGAGACUGUAGCGUAGGAUGAGAUCUUCAAAGAGGCACAAACCUCAGAUAGUUCUAAUGAAAUCUUCCUUUUGAUAGUCUCUGUGCAAAGUGCUUUGGACUAGGACAGUGGUGUUCAGCGUGCCACUGGGCUUAGGAUCUGUUGAAUCAAGAUUAGGUUUAGAGCUGAGGUUGAAUGGUGUAGAGCAAGAUUUUAGCAUGAGAUUUUGGCCCAAAUGUCAGAAAUCUGAGUUGGCAUUUCUCAUGAGGUUUCCAUCAUCUUGCAUAAUCAGUUUCAGACACAUCCACAACAUGACCAGCAAUGAGCUGCUUGUGUAGUUUUGGAGCCAGUGCAGACAUGGCCCCACAGAGGUAGGUCUGAAUUCAGCUACUGCCAUACUUCUCCUGGAAUUGAGGCAUUCAGAACAUGUAGUUGUGACUUAUUUCUAAUACAAAAUGUAACCCAUCUCAUCGCACACACACCCCCCCCUUCUUGUGCAGUUCAGUCUUCUGCAUGGGACGAUGCCUGUCACCAGUGACCUCUAGCUUAGCACUGUGUGGAUCAUAUUCUGCCCUGUGCUACACAUAUACACCCACUCCCCCCUCAGAGUUGCAUUCAUGCUUUUAAACUCAUUGCUUAAUUGUAAGCCUCGCCGUAGUCUCGCUGACAAUGUGUUUGCAGGAUCAGGGCUUUAAUCCCUGCACCCUAACCCCAGUAGUGUGGUAAUGAAAGGAAACUUCUCCCUGCUGCUGCCUGUUUGCUCUGUGGGUAAAAUAGCAUUUCACACUCCCAGUAUUGCACAGUGCCUGUUCGCUUGAAAUUUUUAUUGAUAAUAUUCUUGUCUAAAGGGGUUGCAAUAGGAUGUGGUAAUAGCUCUGCUUCGCUUGGAUUGUCACUGCUCUGCUUUGUGAAAUGAUCUGCAGAAAUCAGUUCAGACAAGGAAUUAAAAAUGCAAUGGCUCAAGACAUGCAUAACAAGUUCUUUCCUAGCAGGUGGGAAGGGCAACUUCACAGCAGCCGGGUUUGUUACCUUUGUCACCACGUAGAACUACAAGGGAGGAGGGAUGAAGUUAGAACACAUGAAUAGGAUGAAAAACAGCUCAGUGUCUGCAUGGUCGUGCACUGAUUGAUGGAUAUUUCAGGGUUUUUUUAAAAAAAGUCUUUUAUUUUAGC
Messenger RNA from Malaclemys terrapin pileata, 8068 nucleotides. RefSeq names its product ALK receptor tyrosine kinase (gene ALK). Bases 16 to 4317 code for a protein of 1433 amino acids. Gene Ontology annotation, molecular function: transmembrane receptor protein tyrosine kinase activity; protein binding; ATP binding. Gene Ontology annotation, biological process: multicellular organism development; regulation of cell population proliferation; cell surface receptor protein tyrosine kinase signaling pathway. The transcript is spliced from 29 exons. Gene Ontology annotation, cellular component: membrane; signaling receptor complex. The record is from RefSeq and is a predicted model, not a curated record. NCBI's taxonomy places the organism in Eukaryota, Metazoa, Chordata, Testudines, Emydidae.